Molecule: messenger RNA, 1548 nt
Organism: Parathielavia appendiculata
Lineage: Eukaryota; Fungi; Ascomycota; Sordariomycetes; Sordariales; Chaetomiaceae
Product: acid protease
Exons: 2
Coding region: 1-1548 (515 amino acids)
Biological process (GO): proteolysis
Molecular function (GO): aspartic-type endopeptidase activity
Source: RefSeq, a predicted model, not a curated record
AUGAAGCUUCUGUCAGCCUCACUGCUGCUGGCCUUGGUCCCCGGGGCGCUGUCACAAAAUGUCGUUCGGUUCAAUGUCACCAAAGGCCUCCCAGGCGUCCAUCUUAGCUCCGUGCCGUCGUUGGCGAGGAGGGGGACAUACUCGGAGCAGCUCAUUAACAACAUCUCGGGGGGCGGGUAUUAUGUGCAGGUGAAGGUCGGGACUCCCGGGCAGACGCUGACCAUGCUGCUGGAUACGGGCAGUAGCGAUGCCUGGGUCUUGGGCCACGACGCGGACCUCUGUACGGAUGAAGAGCUGCAGGGUCUCUACGGCAUGACGUGCACCGACACCUACAACCCCUCCGAGAGCUCGUCGAACAAGUUGGUGAAGAAGGACGGCUUCAAGAUCACUUAUCUCGACGGCGGCACGGCCGCUGGGGACUACAUCUCGGACGAUUUCAGCGUCGGCGGGACCACAGUCAAGUCAUUGCAGAUGGCAUACGUGACCAAGGCCGUCCGGGGCACCGGCAUUCUGGGUCUCGGCUUCAGCAUCAGCGAGCGGGCCGCCACCAAAUACCCCAACAUCAUCGACGAGAUGGCCAAUCAGGGUUUAAUCGGCUGCAAAGGCUACUCCCUCUACCUCAACGACCGACGGACCGACUCCGGGUCCAUCCUCUUCGGCGGCAUCGACACAGACAAGUUCAUCGGCCCGCUCGAGAUUCUCCCGCUCCACAAACCACCAGGGGGCAACUACUCCUCCUUCGAGGUGAACUUCACAUCCAUCACCGUGUCCUACACCAACGGCACGCAGCUCUCCAUCCCUACCACCAUCCUCGACCACCCCGCCCCCGCCGUCCUCGAUUCGGGAACAACCCUUUCCUACCUCCCCGACGGAAUGGUCCAACCCAUCUACUCCGCCCUAGGCACCAUCUACGACCCGGACCUGCGCAUGACCCUAAUCGACUGCGUCUAUCUCACCACCGAACCACAGCUCCACCUGGCCUUCACCUUCACCCCAACCCUGACCAUAACGGUGCCCAUCUGGGAACUCAUCCUCGACAUCCUGCCCCCCAAUUACACCCCCUCCACCUCCCCCAAACAACCCCCACCCCAAACCCGCCCAAGUAAAACAUGCGUCUUCGGCAUCCAAUCAACAGCCCUCUUCACCCAAACCGGCACACUAGAGUCGGACUCAAAAUCCCAAUCUCCCAGCACAGUCAACUUCACCCUCCUAGGCGACACCUUCCUCCGGUCCGCCUACGUCGUCUACGACCUGACGCACUACCAGAUCGGCCUGGCCCAAGCCAACCUCAACUCGACCUCCUCCACCAUCGUGCCGCUCUCGAGCGAGGGGACGAGCUUGCCGACGAGCCUGACAGGCGUCGCGGCGCAGCAGACCACCUACACGCCCACGCCGACUGCGACGACGAGACCCAAUGGGGAGAAUGGGAGGGGGUCGUCGUCAGCGGCGGAAAACGCUUCGUCGGAUUCUCUGAUGAGGGUGAAAUCUCUUGGUGAAGUACUCCGGGUCCUGGCAGUAGCGUGGGAUAUUGAGACGGGAACUAAGUGA